AUGGCUAGUGAGUUUUUCGCGAGGAAGUUAAAUCUAGAGCUAGCUUUGAACCCGCUUUUCCAUGGCCCACACGAGGAGUUAAGGGAGGAAACUCCCCCACCAAGGGAGGUCAAGGUCACUAUAAAAAAGGAUUUUACACAGAGAAAUUAUGGCAGCCAUAGCACCAGGAGUCAGUGGAAACUCAGCACCGAAAGUAAUAUAAACAGUUUUGAAUUUAAGCAUCGAAACCCAAAAGGUGUAUACGACUUUCUUAAAGUAAAAAUAGAACGCGAGAAUGCCAGGAGUAAACGUGCUAAAAUUAAAAAAUCCACAGGCAAAGUUAAAAAGGUGGACGAGACAGAAAACGGAAAUGGUGUUGAAAAGGAAGCACGUGAAGUCAUUGUAGAAGCAGAAUCAAAUCCUCGUGAAACUGAUAAAAAUGGUGCUGAAUCAGAAAAUAACAACGACAAACAGUCAACAACAAAUAAACUGCCAGAAACCGGAAGUGAGAAGAGUGGAGUGGUACCAGAAAUACUACAUUAUUCGGACGAGUUCACAGAGGGUCCGCUGGAGGUGUACGAACCUGUAUUUGUGCGGUUUCCUGUGUGGAAGCCAGCUAAACUUAAUCACGACUGA
Messenger RNA from Ylistrum balloti, 615 nucleotides. RefSeq lists its product as uncharacterized. The coding region runs from base 1 to 615 and encodes 204 amino acids. NCBI's taxonomy places the organism in Eukaryota, Metazoa, Mollusca, Bivalvia, Pectinida, Pectinidae. The transcript has 2 exons. The record is from RefSeq and is a predicted model, not a curated record.